This is a messenger RNA of Penicillium taxi, 564 nucleotides long. RefSeq lists its product as uncharacterized. The record is from RefSeq and is a predicted model, not a curated record. The coding region runs from base 1 to 564 and encodes 187 amino acids. Lineage: Eukaryota; Fungi; Ascomycota; Eurotiomycetes; Eurotiales; Aspergillaceae. The transcript has a single exon.
AUGUGUGAAAACUGCUACGCUGAGAAUGGGGCUCAGGAACGAGUCCAGCAAUGGCGACAGAACAUUGAAUCUCACCACCCAGAUUGCUCGGGUGAUUAUGAGCACUCUUCGCGCUCAACUCCUAGGCAACAGGCUCGCCGAAGUCGUCGACCCAGUCGUCGUGAUUCUAACAAUGAUCGGGGUCAUACUGGUCGCGGCCAUCAUGCCCGCACUCAACCAGGUCCCAGUAAUCAAUGUAAAUGUGGACAUGACCAUGGACACGAUCGCCACCAUGAUAGCCACCGUGACCAUCAUCAUCACCACGACCAUGACCACGACCAUCGUAAUAACCAUGACUGCGAAGUCCACGGUCAUCAAAGUGUCUCAAACAAUCUAUUUGAGCGGCAAGUAACCCGAGAUAUGCUAUUUGAUGGCGAUGGACUUUGUGUUAUCUGUUCAGACGUCGCCGAGCUAGACAGCUAUGUAACAGGUCUCUGGUGCGGACACUGGUUCCAUACCGAGUGCAUCCUCCCUUGGGUUGAAAGGAACAAAACUUGCCCUAUCUGUCGCUCUCAUAUUGACUAG